Molecule: messenger RNA, 2290 nt
Organism: Apodemus sylvaticus (European woodmouse)
Lineage: Eukaryota; Metazoa; Chordata; Mammalia; Rodentia; Muridae
Product: interferon-induced protein with tetratricopeptide repeats 3-like
Exons: 2
Coding region: 95-1327 (410 amino acids)
Biological process (GO): defense response to virus
Cellular component (GO): cytosol
Molecular function (GO): protein binding
Source: RefSeq, a predicted model, not a curated record
AAUCCUCUGAGUGUCCACCCACAGUGGACUGAGAUUUCUGAACUGCUCAGCCCACCCCCAGCUUUUCACAGCAGCACAGAAACAGAUCGCCAUCAUGAGUGAGGUCAACAGGGAAUCUCUGGAAAAAAUCCUUCCACAGCUGAAGUGCCAUUUCACCUGGAAUUUAUUCAAGGAAGGAAGUAUGUCAAGUCAUAUGGAAGACAGGGUGUGCAACCAGAUCGAACAUUUAAACUUUGAAUACAAAGCAACAAUGUAUGACUUAUUGGCCUAUAUAAAGCACCUAGAUGGAGAAAACGAGGCAGCCCUGGAAUGCUUAGGGAUAGCUGAAGGUUUACGGAAGCCAGAGCACGAUGAUCAAGCAGAAAUUAGACAUCUGGUCACCUGGGGAAACUAUGCUUGGAUCUACUAUCACAUGGGCAAUCUCUCAGAAGCUCGGGCUUAUGUUGACAAGGUGAGACAAGUUUGCCAAAAGUUUGCAAAUCCUUACAGCAUGGAAUGCCCAGACCUUGACUGUGAGGAAGGAUGGACACACCUAAAGUGUGGAAGAAAUGAACGAGCCAAAAUGUGCUUUGAAAAGGCUCUGGAAGGGAAGCCCAAGGAUCCAGAGUGCUCGUCUGGGAUGGCCAUUGCCAUGCUCCGCCUAGAAGAAAGACCUGAGAAGCAGGUCUCUGAGGAUGCUCUGAAGCAGGCCAUGCAGCUGAAUUCUCAGAACCAGUAUGUGAAAGUUCUCCUGGCCCUGAAACUGCAGAAGAUAGGAGAAGAAGCUGAAGGGGAACGAUUGAUUAAAGAUGCCCUGGAAAAGGCUCCUAAUCAAACAGACGUCCUCCAAAAGGCUGCUCAGUUUUACAAGAAAAAGGGUAACCUAGACAGAGCUAUUGAAUUUCUUAAAAAAGCACUGAGAUCCACAGAUCACAACAGUCCCCUCUACUGCUUGGUCAUGAGCCGUUACAGGAACAUACUAGAGCAGCUGCCGAACACAGGAGAAGCUGACAACAGUAAGAGAAGACAGAGGAUGGAAGAACUGAGAAGAUUAACAAUGGAGUACAUGAAUAAGGCUCUGCAGAGGAGGCAAAGUCCUCUGAACUCCUACUCAGAUCUCAUCGAUUUCCCAGAAGUAGAGAGAUGUUAUCAGGUGGUCUUCAGCAAGGAGAGCCCUUGUGCGGAGGAAGAAGAACUGUAUGAGCGCUAUUGCAAUCUCCAGGAGUGUCACAGGAAGUCUGAAGCCCUUGCAACCCUGGAGGAUUUCAUGCAGUUUCCCAGACAUGAAAACCCCAUCGAGAAGGAAGAAGUUAACCAGCAAAUACAGAACACAGAUCGAAACCUGUAAUAGGAAAUGUAGCUGGAAUCUUGGCCUUUCCAGGGAUAAAUGAGAAGCUGAAUGGGUUAGGGGUUUGGGUGGGAACAGACUUUGGGGCAUAGGCAGCGUUUUCCUGAAAUCUUGUGAGCCUGGGGACAACUGGAAUGUGUCAGAGUGCAGACUCUCAGCUCUGCAUUGUGAGAGAGGUAUGCUGUGGAGUGGUGCUUAUGGGGAGGAAAGGACUGGAUAAGCAGGAGCCUUCCUGUCAAGGAUUGGUAAGAAGCUGUUCUUGAUUGUUUUUUAGCGAACUGCUUUCUCUCCCUGACUUCUCUGCUCAUCCUAGCCAUAGAAUUUUCCAGUGACACAACCUUAUUUCUAAUCAUGUAGGGAAAUGGGGCAUAAAACUCACAGAGAACGUUUGAUUACAAUUUUUCUUGAAAUAUAUCACACCUGCCAACAUAAUUUAGUCUAGUUUCUUCAUUCCAUUUCAUUGUAGUCUCUUAAGCCUGAAGGAUUAACUGUUACCUAAUUCUAGAACAUUCUUUGCACAUCAUUCUUCUAUUCUACUGUGGUUUUGUAUGUGUGUCCCUAUCAAUCAUAGUACAGUUAACAUGUAUGCCAAAUUGAAAUUGUAGAAAAGACACCUAUAAACGUUUCAAUGAAAAUGCAGUCGUUGCAGAGUGAGGUGCUCAGGUCUCUUUCCCAGGUAUGCUGUGACAACACACUGAAGCAUAAAAGGGCACCAUGUUCUGGCCUGUGUUUUACUAAGUUCUGUUGUCCUAGACUCUAAAUUGAAUGUGCUUCUCUGUCUCACAGCAAUAUAGAAUGUAGGCUUAACACCCUGUUCCUUUCUAACAGUAAUUAAUAGACUGGUCAGAGCUGCAUUUGUACUGAUAAUAACCUUAACAUUUAGUACUUUUCAAAUGUUUAAAUUGUUUGUAUCCAAUGUUUCAUUGUUGUUGCUUGAUUAAAAAUUACCCAUUAAGCAUUUUA